AUGGAGUCGUCCUGGCUGGAGACGCGCUGGGCGCGGCCCUUGUACCUGGCCUUCGCCUUCUGCCUGGCCCUGGGGCUGCUGCAGGCCAUCAAGCUCUACCUGCGGAGGCUGCGGCUGCUGCGAGACCUGUGCCCCUUCCCCGCGCCCCCCACCCACUGGUUCUACGGGCACCAGAAGUUACUUCAGGAUGGUAAAAUAGAGAAACUUGAGGAGCUUGUUGAAAAAUACCCUUGUGCCUUUCCUUACUGGGUUGGGCCUUUUCAGGCAUUUUUCUAUAUCUACGACCCAGACUACGCAAAGACAUUUCUGGGCAGAACAGAUCCCAAGUCCAAGUACCUGUACAAGUUCUUGAUUCCAUGUCUUGGAAACGGACUAGUGAAUCUGGAAGGAUCCAAGUGGUUCCAGCACCGCUGCCUACUAACUCCUGGGUUCAAUGUUAACAUCUUGAAAUCAUACAUCAAGGUGAUGGCCCAUUCUGUGAAUACAAUGCUGGGUAAGUGGGAGAAGAUUUGUGGCACUCAGGACACAGUUGUGGAGGUCUUUGAGCACAUCAACCUGAUGACCUUGGAUGUACUGAUGAAAUGCGCUUUCAGCCAGGAGACCAACUGCCAGAUAAGCAGCAACCAUGAUCUUUAUGUUAAAACAACGUUUGAAGCCAGUAAAAUAAACUUUUACCGCUUGUACAGUUUCUUACAUCACCAUGACAUAAUUUUCAAAUUCAGCCCUCAGGGCCAUCGCUUACAGGAGCUGGUCAAAAUUCUCCAUCAGUACACAGAAAAGGUAAUCCAGGAUAGAAAGAAAUUACUCAAAGAUGAGAAGAAGCAUGGCAACACUCAGAAACGGAAGGACCAGGAUUAUCUGGAUAUUAUCCUUUCUGCCCAGGCUGAAAAUGGCAACAGCUUCUCAGAUACUGACCUACGGUCUGAGGUGAACACAUUCAUCUUGGCAGGGCAUGACACCAUGGCAGGGAGCAUUUCCUGGCUCCUCUACCACCUGGCUCUGAACCCUGAGCAUCAGGAGAGAUGCCGGCAGGAGAUCAGGGGCAUCCUGAGGGACAGGUCUUCUAUCACAUGGGACCAGCUGGGUGAGAUGUCGUAUACCACCAUGUGCAUCAAGGAGUCACUCCGACUGGCGCCUCCAAUCCCAUCCAUUUCCAGAGAGCUCAGCAAGCCCAUUACCUUCCCAGAUGGACGCUCCUUGCCUGCAGGAAUAACCGUGGUUCUCAGUAUUUGGGGCCUUCACCAUAACUCUGCCAUCUGGGAAAACCCAAAGGUCUUUGACCCCUUGAGGUUUUCUCAGGAGAAUUCUGAUCAGAGACACACCCACUCCUUCUUACCAUUCUCGGCUGGACCAAGGAACUGUAUCGGGCAGCAUUUUGCCAUGGUCAAGCUAAAGGUGGCCAUUGCCUUGAUUCUGCUCCACUUCAAGGUGUCUCCAGACCCCACCAGACCUCUUGUCUUCUUGCACCAGAUUGUCCUCAAACCCAAGAAUGGGGUCCACUUGCACCUGAAGAAACUCCCCUAA
Molecule: messenger RNA, 1524 nt
Organism: Canis lupus familiaris (dog)
Lineage: Eukaryota; Metazoa; Chordata; Mammalia; Carnivora; Canidae
Gene: CYP4X1
Product: cytochrome P450 family 4 subfamily X member 1
Exons: 12
Coding region: 1-1524 (507 amino acids)
Molecular function (GO): oxidoreductase activity, acting on paired donors, with incorporation or reduction of molecular oxygen; iron ion binding; monooxygenase activity
Source: RefSeq, marked inferred